Amphibalanus amphitrite is the source of this 4647-nucleotide messenger RNA. RefSeq names its product band 4.1-like protein 5. Gene Ontology annotation, cellular component: cytoskeleton. The record is from RefSeq and is a predicted model, not a curated record. The transcript is spliced from 17 exons. NCBI's taxonomy places the organism in Eukaryota, Metazoa, Arthropoda, Thecostraca, Balanomorpha, Balanidae. The coding region runs from base 318 to 2939 and encodes 873 amino acids. Gene Ontology annotation, molecular function: cytoskeletal protein binding.
GCAACACCAGCAACACAACAAGCAGCAGUUGACUGGAGGAAUUCGUUGAGUGUCGUGGCGGCGCGUAGUCGUGUGUUUCGUGGGGCGUGCACGGGAAUGCUAGUGGACAAUUCUUUUGCAUAAAUUGCAUUAUCUUACGUUUUGGGAGUGAACAACAAGCUGUAUGUGGCACUGUGCUAAUUCGUCGCGAAGGAAUCCAUAAAACGGUGGUUUAGGUGCCGGAAAAAGUUGCGUUGCCUGGGCGACUCUGUGAAAGGCGGGUCAGCGAUGAUUACCGUUAUGUGAUAUUUAAUAUUUGCUAGUUAUUUAAAACCAACAUGCUGAAGUUCUUCAGUAAGCGUCAUAAAGGGCGCGCUGGGCAGCGUAUUGAUGGUAACGGAGUGAACGAUCAGCAUGGAGGGAAACACAACAAGCAUAUCUUGCAAUGCAAGGUUCAGCUUUUAGAUGGCACAGAUAUAUCUGUAGAACUUCCAAAAAAGGAGCUGGGCCAGGCCCUCUGUGACCAAGUGUUCUACUCUCUGGACCUUAUAGAGAAGGACUACUUUGGCCUCCAGUACACAGACCACAACCAUGUACAGCACUGGCUCGACCCCACGAAACAAGUCCGGAAACAAGUCAAAAUCGGACCGCCCUACACGCUACGGCUGCGGAUCAAGUUCUACUCCUCCGAGCCCAACAACUUGCAUGAGGAGCUAACCAGGUACCUGUUCUUCCUGCAGCUGAAGCAAGACCUGUACUCUGGCCAGCUGGAGUGUCCUCAGGAGACGGCCGUUCAGCUCGCUGCGCUCUGCGUCCAGUCCGAACUAGGCGACUACGACCCAGAGGAGCACUCGGAGGAUACCAUCUCCCAGUUCCGGUUCGUUCAAGACCAGACCGUCGAGCUGGAGGACGCCAUCUUCGAGCAGUACAAAACGCUGGCGGGACAGACUCCGGCGCAGGCAGAGUCCAACUUCCUGAACAUCGUCAAAUGGCUGGAGAUGUACGGAGUCGACAUGCACACAGUGCUGGGCAAGGACAUGUCCGAGUACUCGCUCGGACUGACUCCGACCGGUAUUCUGGUGUUUGAGGGUCAGCAGAAAAUCGGCCUCUUCUUCUGGCCCAAGAUUAACCGGCUUGACUUCAAGAAGAAGAAGCUGACGUUGGUGGUUGUGGAGGACGAUGAUGAGGGACGCGAGCAGGAGCACACAUUCGUCUUCAGGCUUUACAACAAGAAAGCGACGAAGCACCUGUGGAAGUGUGCCAUCGAGCAUCACGCCUUCUUCCGGCUGAAGGCGUCCUCCAAGGCGCCGAGCGCGCGCCAAAACUUCUUCCGCAUGGGCUCGCGCUUCCGCUACAGCGGUCGCACCGAGUACCAGACCACCUACCAGAACCGGGCGCGCCGCACCGUACAGUUCGAGCGGCGACCCAGCAAACGCUACAGCGUCCGCGAGUCGCACAUUAUCCGGCAGAAGCUGAAGCAGGAGAAGGCAGAACAGACUGGUGCCGGCGGAGAGUCGACCGGCGCUGCCACGGCGGCGCCCCAGCGCCAGAGCAGCGUCCAGGGAGCCGCACAUAAACCGGCCACCACCGCCGCGGCGGCCACGGCGGCCUCCAAACAGACCAACGGCACGGCCGGAACGCUGAGCAAGCAGACCAACGCGGUGACCGCGGGAGGCACACUGCCGAAACAGACCAACUCGGCAGCGGCGGCUGCGCAGAAGUCGGCCGUCGGAGUGUCUGAGCAGCGCACGACAGCCUCCUCCGAUAGCUCCCAUCCGGACACGACAAUAACCAGUCACCAGAGCAAGUCGGAGUCGACAGCCAACUCUGCUGCCUCUGGCAGCCCGGCGGGCGGGGACGCUACCGACGCGGCGCCCACCGGCGGAGCAGAAGCUGCCGCGCUGGCCAGCAAGGUGAAGGCUCUGGAGUCGCCACACGCCGGCUUCCGCUCCGGGGUACGCAACGUCAAUGUCAACAUCCUGGCCAACAACCAGAACAGCAAGCUGGCUGCCGGCGGCGGCGCCAAGCCCAUACCGCCCGACAAGUUCAAGUCCAACAUUCUGAAAGCCCGUGCCGAAGAGACGGGUAUGCUGGUGGACCUGUCCUCUCCGACCGACAAGGUGCCGGCCAAGUCGCCCCUACUGAACGGUGACUCCCGCCGUCGUCAGCUCUCGGCGGCUGAGCGGAGUGACGAGUUGAACCACACCAUCGUCUCUGUGGGAGGCGACCCGCUCACCCUGCCGUGUGGCGGCGGAGACGGCACCGAUCUGGACGGCGGCUCGUCAGUGGCCGGGGAGACGGACCUGGACGCGCCGCCGCUGCCGCCCGACUCGCCGCCGGCCGCCCAGCAGCCGGACACCGCCACCAACCCGUUCUCGAGCGGCGGCAGCGGCUCGUCCAACCCGUUCCGCGGCUUCUCGGCCACCAAUCCGUUCCGCGAGGAGGCCGGCCUGGCGCCGCUGACCCUACAGACGGCCUCCACGUCUGCCGGCUCGAGCCUCAACACCUCGCUCGGGUCGCCGCGCUCGCCGCCGGCCAAUAUCAACAACAACAUGGUGUUGAACCUGAAGGGGGAGGCGGCCGCGCUGCUGCACAGUCGACUGACGGGCGGCGCCGGGGGCAGCGGCAGCGGCGCCGGCUCGCCGGUCGGGGGCACCAACGGAGUCGGCUCCGGUAACGCCAGCCCCGGACGGAUGUCCAACUCGAGCAACGAGAGCCACUCGGAGCGCGCCGACCUGAACACAAGCGGCGCCAGCAUCGGCUCGGACCACCAGACCAGCUCGGCGGUGACCCGAAGCCACUCGUCCGCCGCUGCCGCCGCGCGCUCGACCGCCCCCACCGGGCCCACGGCCUCAGUGAUGCGCAGCAACUCGACCCUGUCACCGUGGCAUGUGGGCGGCGCUGACCUGUCGGAGCCACUGCGGAUCGAACGGCGUACCGUGAUCACCACCGAGCUCUGAGCCGCCCCCGCCCCCGCCCCCGCCCCCGCCCCCGGAGGGGCGGUCCCGACCGGCGGGCGGCUGGCCGGUGGAUGAUGGCGCGCGGUGAUGUGAACUCAGAGUUGUGCCGACUGACUGGUGCCGCGGCCGCUGCUGACAAGCUACCGACCAAGGUGUGUGUGUUUGGUGAUGUGUAAUUAUGUGGCGUCACGGCAAACCCCACACACCAGGACACCUACAGCUCGGCCCGCAGGUCUGCGAGGAGUAUAUUUGUGUUUUAGCGUUUUUUUCCUCCUGUUUUACAAGUGAACCGCACCGCGUUUGUGUGCUGCAUUUUGUUAUGUGUGUGGAAACUGUCUCCCGCAGAAGUUUUAUGGGAAGAGGUUUUGAAGAGGUUAGCCAGCUUCGUGCGACGUGUUUUGUGCCAAUUUGUUUUGCGCGCGCCUUUGGUUGGUGGCAGCUCCCUCGCCUGGCGUCGCCUGUCGUCGCGGGCUCCGCCUUCCGCUGAACCAGUGUACUUAUAACUCCGAUAUGAUGGCUGUUCUCUAUUUUAUCCAGUUAUUUACCCCGCGUUCGUCACCGUUAGACUGUGUGUGUCGUGCGAGCGGCUGAGGCCCCGGACCCUGGACGGUCUUCAGUUGUGGCCUAGCAAACUGGCUCGCCAGCCUCUAACCCCAUCCCGUGCGUGGAACGGUGUGAGCGGAUGUUCUUUUUGCUGUCUGUCUGCUGUCAGCUGUCCUACGAAUGUGUCUGUUGUCUACCGUGUGUUUCAUUUUCUGCUGGCUAGAACGAUUGGAACUGGGUUUUAUGUUACGUGGCAGCUUGUGAAGCAUCUCUUUCAUAGCAUGCAAGCUCUCUUGCAUUGAUGCUCGCGUGUUUUCUGAUGGUAUUGCAUGUGAGUCAUGUUCAGCAUUCCAAUGGCAGCUCGGCUGGUCAGGUUUCCGGCCCCGAGGUCUUCCGCGCAUCUCAGUGGGUCUGUGUGUCGCUUGUUCCGUCCAUGAUUAUUCCAGUGGGACCGUGCCUUCCUGAGCAUUACACGAAUGUCACUAACAUGCGCCCGUGCCUUUGUGACCCUGCCGUCAGUUGCCAACUCCAUACCUGUGUGUUGCGUGAUUGAACCUUUCUGCCAAGGGACCAUGAAUACUGAGCAGCCUAUGCGAUGCGUGCCUUCCACCUUUUGUGAUCCUACCCUGCCGUGACUUGCAUGUCGCGUGCUGGUCUAUUUCUCGGUGUCUUCCCUGGGGUUUAACUCCCCAGUGCUCUCCUAUCCUUACCUCCCCGUAUCACAGCUCCCUGCUCUCCCUUCUCCCUCUCUCCUACAACUACAUCCCAUCCGCCACUCUGUCGGCCGCGGGCGUUUCCAUUCGCCGAAGCCGAGUCCUGUGGGCACUGACCGGUGCCAAACUCGCGUUCAUUGUGAAUACCCAUUGUCUGACCGUCAGUGGUAGUCAUCCCCUGGGCGCGAUGGAGUGUCCGAGCCGACCCAUUCCAGUCUGCCGUCGCGCGGCGGUCGGCGGCGACGGCUGCGCUGUCGCGUACCUCGUGUAACCGCUCCGUCCGACCACCAUUCCAGCCGGCCCGCCCCGAGAGGCCGGUCCGUGUGUGUGUGUGUGUCUGUGUGUGUCUGUAUGUGCGCGGUGUGUGUACUGUACAGUGGAUGUAUACGGUACGUGUGUGUCUGUGUGCCUGCCAGGACAGUGGUCAAUACACGCUGACCAGAGGUGAGGAA